AUGUACGAAUCCCCGUACUCCACCAGCGCAGAUCCAGAACCCAAAAAGGGUUAUAAACAGACAAAAGUGUUUGUCAGUUCUCAAAGAAGCCUCUUGAAGGGGAAACUGAGAAGGGUCAGCAGAAACGUAUCACCGAAGAAAGAAUCCACAAUGGAAAAAACAACUCACAGUUGCUUCUUACUGAUUAUACUUCUAAUCAGAAUGGCUCCAAGUCUUACUUCUACUGUCAAUUAUACUGAUCCUACAUUAGAGCCUGUAGUAACUGAACAUUCACCAGAACGACAGAAGAUAAUAGAUUCACAGUUCAAAUGCUAUGAGAGAAUGAACAGAGAUCCACCAUAUAGAAAAAAAGGUCUGUUCUGCAACCGAACUUGGGAUGGAUGGUUGUGCUGGGAUGACACACCUGCUGGAAGUUUCACUGAUCAGAAUUGUCCAGAUUAUUUUCCAGACUUUGAUCCAACUGAAAGGGCUUCAAAAUACUGUGAUGAAACAGGAAAUUGGUUCCGACAUCCAGAGAGCAAUCGGACUUGGUCCAACUAUACAUUGUGUAACUCCUUCACCUCUGAGAAAUUGAAGACGGCACUCAUACUUUAUUAUAUGGCUAUAGUAGGCCAUGCUUUGUCUAUAACUUCACUAUUGAUUUCCCUGGGGAUUUUCUUCUAUUUCAAGAGCCUCAGCUGUCAAAGGAUAACACUGCAUAAGAAUUUGUUUGUCUCCUACGUUCUUAACUCUGUGUUUACCAUCGCCCACCUCAUCACAGUAGUGCCUAAUCCAGGCCUUGUAAAAAGGGAUCCUGUAAGCUGCAAGGUGCUGCAGUUUUUUCACCAGUACAUGCUGGGUUGUAACUACUUCUGGAUGCUCUGCGAAGGCAUAUAUCUUCACACUCUAAUUGUGGUGGCAGUAUUUGCUGAAGAGCAGCGUUUGCACUGGUAUUACCUCUUGGGCUGGGGGUUUCCUUUAGUGCCAGCAUCUAUUCACGCUGUUGCAAGAGCCAAAUACUUCAAUGACAACUGCUGGAUGAGCGUUGACACUCACUUGCUCUAUAUUGUUCAUGGACCCGUAAUGGCGGCUUUAUUGGUAAAUUUUUUCUUUUUGCUUAACAUCGUCCGAGUUCUGGUGACAAAGCUAAGAGAUACUCAUCGGGCUGAGUCCAACAUGUACAUGAAAGCUGUCAGAGCCACACUAAUCCUGGUGCCCUUACUAGGAAUUCAGUUUGUCAUUAUUCCCUGGAGACCAGAAAACAGACUUGCUGGAGAAAUAUAUGAUUACAUCAUGCAUAUAUUAAUGCAUUACCAGGGCUUACUUGUUGCAACUAUAUUUUGCUUCUUCAAUGGAGAGGUACAGGGCGCUCUAAAAAGGCAAUGGAUGCAGUAUAAGACCCAAUGGGGGCAAAGACGACGCGAGCACUGCUCUACGCGAUCUACCUCCUACACAGCAACAUCUAUCAGCGAGGUCCCCGUUUAUCUGAAUCACCAUGAUUCCACCAACGAACAGUUAAAUGGAAAAUACAUAGAUGACUCUGAACUCAUUGCAUUAAAAUCUGGAGAGACUUCUGCCUAG
Messenger RNA from Emys orbicularis (European pond turtle), 1560 nucleotides. It is a transcript of the gene CALCR, whose product is annotated as calcitonin receptor. Gene Ontology annotation, biological process: positive regulation of cytosolic calcium ion concentration; adenylate cyclase-activating G protein-coupled receptor signaling pathway; cell surface receptor signaling pathway. Bases 1 to 1560 code for a protein of 519 amino acids. The record is from RefSeq and is a predicted model, not a curated record. Gene Ontology annotation, cellular component: plasma membrane; axon. Gene Ontology annotation, molecular function: calcitonin receptor activity; amylin receptor activity. NCBI's taxonomy places the organism in Eukaryota, Metazoa, Chordata, Testudines, Emydidae. The transcript is spliced from 14 exons.